Molecule: messenger RNA, 16686 nt
Organism: Scomber japonicus (chub mackerel)
Lineage: Eukaryota; Metazoa; Chordata; Actinopteri; Scombriformes; Scombridae
Exons: 83
Coding region: 1-16686 (5561 amino acids)
Source: RefSeq, a predicted model, not a curated record
AUGAUGAGACCAGCUGUGGUACUCACCUUGUUGGCUGUUCUAGGACAGACAAACAGCUAUGAUGGUAACAUUGCAAGAAGAGGGAGAGCGACUCAGUCUUCCACAUUUGAGAUUGCUGUUGCUGAAAGGGCCAUUGAUGGAAAUUGGGCUAGCAACUGGAGGCAGGGAUCCUGUACCCACACCCGCAAAGAAUUCAAUCCAUGGUGGAGACUGGACCUCCUGAAGUCAUAUAAAGUCAGUACAGUCACCAUCACCAACAGAAGAGAUUGUUGUUCAGAAAGGCUCAAUGGAGCUGAGAUCCGCAUUGGAAAUUCUCUCAAUGCCAAUGGCAAUGCUAAUCCCAGAUGCGCUAUGGUCAGCUCUAUCAGAGGUGGUGCCUCCAAAACAUUUCAGUGUUAUGGAAUGGUUGGCCGUUAUGUGAACAUUGUGAUUCUAGGAAGAAGAGAGUAUCUGACACUGUGUGAGGUGGAAGUUUACGGUGAACCUUCAGCUGGUACGAAUAUUGCCAGAGGUGGAAAAGUGACUCAGUCUACCCUGUAUGGGAAAGCUGUGCCUGAAAGGGCCAUUGAUGGGAAUCGUGCUAGCAACUGGGGACAAGGAUCCUGUACCCACACACAAAAGAAUCUCAAACCAUGGUGGAGACUGGAUCUCCAGAAGUUGUAUAAAAUCAACACUGUCACCAUCACCAAUAGAAAGGAUUGUUGCCAUGAUAGAAUCAAUGGAGCUGAGAUCCGCAUUGGGAAUUCUCUCAGUGACAACGGCAACGCAAAUCCCAGAUGCACUGUGAUCUCAUCUAUUCCAGCUGGAACAACCAAAACAUUUCAGUGUAACGGAAUGGUAGGCCGUUAUGUGAACAUUGUGAUUCCAGGAAGAAGAGAGUAUCUGACACUGUGUGAGGUGGAAGUUUAUGGUGUACCUACAACUGGUACGAAUAUUGCGAGUGGUGGAAAAGUGACUCAGUCUACAUUGUAUGGGAAAGCUGUGCCUGAAAGGGCCAUUGAUGGGAAUCGUGCUAGCAACUGGGGACAGGCAUCCUGUUCCGCCACAAUGAAUAAUCCCAAGCCAUGGUGGAGACUGGACCUCCUGAAGUCGUAUGAAAUCAACACUAUCACAAUCACUAACAGAGGAGAUUGUUGCCCCAAUAGAAUCAAUGGAGCUGAGAUCCGCAUUGGGAAUUCUCUCAGUGACAACGGCAACGCAAAUCCCAGAUGCACUGUGAUCUCAUCUAUCCCAGCUGGAAAAACCAAAAUAUUUCAGUGUAACGGAAUGGUAGGCCGUUAUGUGAACAUUGUGAUUCCAGGAAGAAGAGAGUAUCUGACACUGUGUGAGGUGGAAGUUUACGGUGAACCUUCAGCUGGUACGAAUAUUGCCAGAGGUGGAAAAGUGACUCAGUCUACACUGUUUGGGAAAGCUGUGCCUGAAAGGGCCAUUGAUGGGAAUCGUGCUAGCAACUGGGGACAAGGAUCCUGUACCCACACACAAAAGAAUCUCAAACCAUGGUGGAGACUGGAUCUCCAGAAGUUGUAUAAAAUCAACACUGUCACCAUCACCAAUAGAAAGGAUUGUUGCCAUGAUAGAAUCAAUGGAGCUGAGAUCCGCAUUGGGAAUUCUCUCAGUGACAACGGCAACGCAAAUCCCAGAUGCACUGUGAUCUCAUCUAUCCCAGCUGGAACAACCAAAACAUUUCAGUGUAACGGAAUGGUAGGCCGUUAUGUGAACAUUGUGAUUCCAGGAAGAAGAGAGUAUCUGACACUGUGUGAGGUGGAAGUUCAUGGUGAACCUACAACUGAUACGAAUAUUGCCAGAGGUGGAAAAGUGACUCAGUCUACACUGUUUGGGAAAGCUGUGCCUGAAAGGGCCAUUGAUGGGAAUCGUGCUAGCAACUGGGGACAAGGAUCCUGUACCCACACACAAAAGAAUCUCAAACCAUGGUGGAGACUGGAUCUCCAGAAGUUGUAUAAAAUCAAGACUGUCACCAUCACCAAUAGAAAGGAUUGUUGCCAUGAUAGAAUCAAUGGAGCUGAGAUCCGCAUUGGGAAUUCUCUCAGUGACAACGGCAACGCAAAUCCCAGAUGCACUGUGAUCUCAUCUAUCCCAGCUGGAACAACCAAAACAUUUCAGUGUAACGGAAUGGUAGGCCGUUAUGUGAACAUUGUGAUUCCAGGAAGAAGAGAGUAUCUGACACUGUGUGAGGUGGAAGUUCAUGGUGAACCUACAACUGGUACGAAUAUUGCGAGUGGUGGAAAAGUGACUCAGUCUACACUGUAUGGGAAAGCUGUGCCUGAAAGGGCCAUUGAUGGGAAUCGUGCUAGCAACUGGGGACAGGCAUCCUGUUCCGCCACAAUGAAUAAUCCCAAGCCAUGGUGGAGACUGGACCUCCUGAAGUCGUAUGAAAUCAACACUAUCACAAUCACCAACAGAGGAGAUUGUUGCCCCAAUAGAAUCAAUGGAGCUGAGAUCCGCAUUGGAAAUUCUCUCAGUGACAACGGCAACGCAAAUCCCAGAUGCACUGUGAUCUCAUCUAUCCCAGCUGGAAAAACCAAAACAUUUCAGUGUAACGGAAUGGUAGGCCGUUAUGUGAACAUUGUGAUUCCAGGAAGAAGAGAGUAUCUGACACUGUGUGAGGUGGAAGUUUACGGUGAACCUUCAGCUGGUGGUAAACCUCCAACUAUCACUGGUACGAAUAUUGCGAGUGGUGGAAAAGUGACUCAGUCUACAUUGUAUGGGAAAGCUGUGCCUGAAAGGGCCAUUGAUGGGAAUCGUGCUAGCAACUGGGGACAGGCAUCCUGUUCCGCCACAAUGAAUAAUCCCAAGCCAUGGUGGAGACUGGACCUCCUGAAGUCGUAUGAAAUCAACACUAUCACAAUCACCAACAGAGGAGAUUGUUGCCCCAAUAGAAUCAAUGGAGCUGAGAUCCGCAUUGGAAAUUCUCUCAGUGACAACGGCAACACAAAUCCCAGAUGCACUGUGAUCUCAUCUAUCCCAGCUGGAAAAACCAAAACAUUUCAGUGUAACGGAAUGGUAGGCCGUUAUGUGAACAUUGUGAUUCCAGGAAGAAGAGAGUAUCUGACACUGUGUGAGGUGGAAGUUUACGGUGAACCUUCAGCUGGUACGAAUAUUGCCAGAGGUGGAAAAGUGACUCAGUCUACACUGUUUGGGAAAGCUGUGCCUGAAAGGGCCAUUGAUGGGAAUCGUGCUAGCAACUGGGGACAAGGAUCCUGUACCCACACACAAAAGAAUCUCAAACCAUGGUGGAGACUGGAUCUCCAGAAGUUGUAUAAAAUCAACACUGUCACCAUCACCAAUAGAAAGGAUUGUUGCCAUGAUAGAAUCAAUGGAGCUGAGAUCCGCAUUGGGAAUUCUCUCAGUGACAACGGCAACGCAAAUCCCAGAUGCACUGUGAUCUCAUCUAUCCCAGCUGGAAAAACCAAAACAUUUCAGUGUAACGGAAUGGUAGGCCGUUAUGUGAACAUUGUGAUUCCAGGAAGAAGAGAGUAUCUGACACUGUGUGAGGUGGAAGUUCAUGGUGAACCUACAACUGGUACGAAUAUUGCCAGAGGUGGAAAAGUGACUCAGUCUACACUGUUUGGGAAAGCUGUGCCUGAAAGGGCCAUUGAUGGGAAUCGUGCUAGCAACUGGGGACAAGGAUCCUGUACCCACACACAAAAGAAUCUCAAACCAUGGUGGAGACUGGAUCUCCAGAAGUUGUAUAAAAUCAACACUGUCACCAUCACCAAUAGAAAGGAUUGUUGCCAUGAUAGAAUCAAUGGAGCUGAGAUCCGCAUUGGGAAUUCUCUCAGUGACAACGGCAACGCAAAUCCCAGAUGCACUGUGAUCUCAUCUAUCCCAGCUGGAACAACCAAAACAUUUCAGUGUAACGGAAUGGUAGGCCGUUAUGUGAACAUUGUGAUUCCAGGAAGAAGAGAGUAUCUGACACUGUGUGAGGUGGAAGUUCAUGGUGAACCUACAACUGGUACGAAUAUUGCGAGUGGUGGAAAAGUGACUCAGUCUACACUGUAUGGGAAAGCUGUGCCUGAAAGGGCCAUUGAUGGGAAUCGUGCUAGCAACUGGGGACAGGCAUCCUGUUCCGCCACAAUGAAUAAUCCCAAGCCAUGGUGGAGACUGGACCUCCUGAAGUCGUAUGAAAUCAACACUAUCACAAUCACCAACAGAGGAGAUUGUUGCCCCAAUAGAAUCAAUGGAGCUGAGAUCCGCAUUGGAAAUUCUCUCAGUGACAACGGCAACGCAAAUCCCAGAUGCACUGUGAUCUCAUCUAUCCCAGCUGGAAAAACCAAAACAUUUCAGUGUAACGGAAUGGUAGGCCGUUAUGUGAACAUUGUGAUUCCAGGAAGAAGAGAGUAUCUGACACUGUGUGAGGUGGAAGUUUACGGUGAACCUUCAGCUGGUGGUAAACCUCCAACUAUCACUGGUACGAAUAUUGCGAGUGGUGGAAAAGUGACUCAGUCUACAUUGUAUGGGAAAGCUGUGCCUGAAAGGGCCAUUGAUGGGAAUCGUGCUAGCAACUGGGGACAGGCAUCCUGUUCCGCCACAAUGAAUAAUCCCAAGCCAUGGUGGAGACUGGACCUCCUGAAGUCGUAUGAAAUCAACACUAUCACAAUCACCAACAGAGGAGAUUGUUGCCCCAAUAGAAUCAAUGGAGCUGAGAUCCGCAUUGGAAAUUCUCUCAGUGAGAACGGCAACACAAAUCCCAGAUGCACUGUGAUCUCAUCUAUCCCAGCUGGAAAAACCAAAACAUUUCAGUGUAACGGAAUGGUAGGCCGUUAUGUGAACAUUGUGAUUCCAGGAAGAAGAGAGUAUCUGACACUGUGUGAGGUGGAAGUUUACGGUGAACCUUCAGCUGGUACGAAUAUUGCCAGAGGUGGAAAAGUGACUCAGUCUACACUGUUUGGGAAAGCUGUGCCUGAAAGGGCCAUUGAUGGGAAUCGUGCUAGCAACUGGGGACAAGGAUCCUGUACCCACACACAAAAGAAUCUCAAACCAUGGUGGAGACUGGAUCUCCAGAAGUUGUAUAAAAUCAACACUGUCACCAUCACCAAUAGAAAGGAUUGUUGCCAUGAUAGAAUCAAUGGAGCUGAGAUCCGCAUUGGGAAUUCUCUCAGUGACAACGGCAACGCAAAUCCCAGAUGCACUGUGAUCUCAUCUAUCCCAGCUGGAAAAACCAAAACAUUUCAGUGUAACGGAAUGGUAGGCCGUUAUGUGAACAUUGUGAUUCCAGGAAGAAGAGAGUAUCUGACACUGUGUGAGGUGGAAGUUCAUGGUGAACCUACAACUGGUACGAAUAUUGCCAGAGGUGGAAAAGUGACUCAGUCUACACUGUUUGGGAAAGCUGUGCCUGAAAGGGCCAUUGAUGGGAAUCGUGCUAGCAACUGGGGACAAGGAUCCUGUACCCACACACAAAAGAAUCUCAAACCAUGGUGGAGACUGGAUCUCCAGAAGUUGUAUAAAAUCAACACUGUCACCAUCACCAAUAGAAAGGAUUGUUGCCAUGAUAGAAUCAAUGGAGCUGAGAUCCGCAUUGGGAAUUCUCUCAGUGACAACGGCAACGCAAAUCCCAGAUGCACUGUGAUCUCAUCUAUCCCAGCUGGAACAACCAAAACAUUUCAGUGUAACGGAAUGGUAGGCCGUUAUGUGAACAUUGUGAUUCCAGGAAGAAGAGAGUAUCUGACACUGUGUGAGGUGGAAGUUCAUGGUGAACCUACAACUGGUACGAAUAUUGCGAGUGGUGGAAAAGUGACUCAGUCUACACUGUAUGGGAAAGCUGUGCCUGAAAGGGCCAUUGAUGGGAAUCGUGCUAGCAACUGGGGACAGGCAUCCUGUUCCGCCACAAUGAAUAAUCCCAAGCCAUGGUGGAGACUGGACCUCCUGAAGUCGUAUGAAAUCAACACUAUCACAAUCACCAACAGAGGAGAUUGUUGCCCCAAUAGAAUCAAUGGAGCUGAGAUCCGCAUUGGAAAUUCUCUCAGUGACAACGGCAACGCAAAUCCCAGAUGCACUGUGAUCUCAUCUAUCCCAGCUGGAAAAACCAAAACAUUUCAGUGUAACGGAAUGGUAGGCCGUUAUGUGAACAUUGUGAUUCCAGGAAGAAGAGAGUAUCUGACACUGUGUGAGGUGGAAGUUUACGGUGAACCUUCAGCUGGUGGUAAACCUCCAACUAUCACUGGUACGAAUAUUGCGAGUGGUGGAAAAGUGACUCAGUCUACAUUGUAUGGGAAAGCUGUGCCUGAAAGGGCCAUUGAUGGGAAUCGUGCUAGCAACUGGGGACAGGCAUCCUGUUCCGCCACAAUGAAUAAUCCCAAGCCAUGGUGGAGACUGGACCUCCUGAAGUCGUAUGAAAUCAACACUAUCACAAUCACCAACAGAGGAGAUUGUUGCCCCAAUAGAAUCAAUGGAGCUGAGAUCCGCAUUGGAAAUUCUCUCAGUGACAACGGCAACACAAAUCCCAGAUGCACUGUGAUCUCAUCUAUCCCAGCUGGAAAAACCAAAACAUUUCAGUGUAACGGAAUGGUAGGCCGUUAUGUGAACAUUGUGAUUCCAGGAAGAAGAGAGUAUCUGACACUGUGUGAGGUGGAAGUUUACGGUGAACCUUCAGCUGGUACGAAUAUUGCCAGAGGUGGAAAAGUGACUCAGUCUACACUGUUUGGGAAAGCUGUGCCUGAAAGGGCCAUUGAUGGGAAUCGUGCUAGCAACUGGGGACAAGGAUCCUGUACCCACACACAAAAGAAUCUCAAACCAUGGUGGAGACUGGAUCUCCAGAAGUUGUAUAAAAUCAACACUGUCACCAUCACCAAUAGAAAGGAUUGUUGCCAUGAUAGAAUCAAUGGAGCUGAGAUCCGCAUUGGGAAUUCUCUCAGUGACAACGGCAACGCAAAUCCCAGAUGCACUGUGAUCUCAUCUAUCCCAGCUGGAACAACCAAAACAUUUCAGUGUAACGGAAUGGUAGGCCGUUAUGUGAACAUUGUGAUUCCAGGAAGAAGAGAGUAUCUGACACUGUGUGAGGUGGAAGUUCAUGGUGAACCUACAACUGGUACGAAUAUUGCGAGUGGUGGAAAAGUGACUCAGUCUACACUGUAUGGGAAAGCUGUGCCUGAAAGGGCCAUUGAUGGGAAUCGUGCUAGCAACUGGGGACAGGCAUCCUGUUCCGCCACAAUGAAUAAUCCCAAGCCAUGGUGGAGACUGGACCUCCUGAAGUCGUAUGAAAUCAACACUAUCACAAUCACCAACAGAGGAGAUUGUUGCCCCAAUAGAAUCAAUGGAGCUGAGAUCCGCAUUGGAAAUUCUCUCAGUGACAACGGCAACGCAAAUCCCAGAUGCACUGUGAUCUCAUCUAUCCCAGCUGGAAAAACCAAAACAUUUCAGUGUAACGGAAUGGUAGGCCGUUAUGUGAACAUUGUGAUUCCAGGAAGAAGAGAGUAUCUGACACUGUGUGAGGUGGAAGUUUACGGUGAACCUUCAGCUGGUACGAAUAUUGCGAGUGGUGGAAAAGUGACUCAGUCUACAUUGUAUGGGAAAGCUGUGCCUGAAAGGGCCAUUGAUGGGAAUCGUGCUAGCAACUGGGGACAGGCAUCCUGUUCCGCCACAAUGAAUAAUCCCAAGCCAUGGUGGAGACUGGACCUCCUGAAGUCGUAUGAAAUCAACACUAUCACAAUCACCAACAGAGGAGAUUGUUGCCCCAAUAGAAUCAAUGGAGCUGAGAUCCGCAUUGGAAAUUCUCUCAGUGACAACGGCAACACAAAUCCCAGAUGCACUGUGAUCUCAUCUAUCCCAGCUGGAAAAACCAAAACAUUUCAGUGUAACGGAAUGGUAGGCCGUUAUGUGAACAUUGUGAUUCCAGGAAGAAGAGAGUAUCUGACACUGUGUGAGGUGGAAGUUUACGGUGAACCUUCAGCUGGUACGAAUAUUGCCAGAGGUGGAAAAGUGACUCAGUCUACACUGUUUGGGAAAGCUGUGCCUGAAAGGGCCAUUGAUGGGAAUCGUGCUAGCAACUGGGGACAAGGAUCCUGUACCCACACACAAAAGAAUCUCAAACCAUGGUGGAGACUGGAUCUCCAGAAGUUGUAUAAAAUCAACACUGUCACCAUCACCAAUAGAAAGGAUUGUUGCCAUGAUAGAAUCAAUGGAGCUGAGAUCCGCAUUGGGAAUUCUCUCAGUGACAACGGCAACGCAAAUCCCAGAUGCACUGUGAUCUCAUCUAUCCCAGCUGGAAAAACCAAAACAUUUCAGUGUAACGGAAUGGUAGGCCGUUAUGUGAACAUUGUGAUUCCAGGAAGAAGAGAGUAUCUGACACUGUGUGAGGUGGAAGUUCAUGGUGAACCUACAACUGGUACGAAUAUUGCCAGAGGUGGAAAAGUGACUCAGUCUACACUGUUUGGGAAAGCUGUGCCUGAAAGGGCCAUUGAUGGGAAUCGUGCUAGCAACUGGGGACAAGGAUCCUGUACCCACACACAAAAGAAUCUCAAACCAUGGUGGAGACUGGAUCUCCAGAAGUUGUAUAAAAUCAACACUGUCACCAUCACCAAUAGAAAGGAUUGUUGCCAUGAUAGAAUCAAUGGAGCUGAGAUCCGCAUUGGGAAUUCUCUCAGUGACAACGGCAACGCAAAUCCCAGAUGCACUGUGAUCUCAUCUAUCCCAGCUGGAAAAACCAAAACAUUUCAGUGUAACGGAAUGGUAGGCCGUUAUGUGAACAUUGUGAUUCCAGGAAGAAGAGAGUAUCUGACACUGUGUGAGGUGGAAGUUUACGGUGAACCUUCAGCUGGUGGUAAACCUCCAACUAUCACUGGUACGAAUAUUGCGAGUGGUGGAAAAGUGACUCAGUCUACAUUGUAUGGGAAAGCUGUGCCUGAAAGGGCCAUUGAUGGGAAUCGUGCUAGCAACUGGGGACAGGCAUCCUGUUCCGCCACAAUGAAUAAUCCCAAGCCAUGGUGGAGACUGGACCUCCUGAAGUCGUAUGAAAUCAACACUAUCACAAUCACUAACAGAGGAGAUUGUUGCCCCAAUAGAAUCAAUGGAGCUGAGAUCCGCAUUGGAAAUUCUCUCAGUGACAACGGCAACACAAAUCCCAGAUGCACUGUGAUCUCAUCUAUCCCAGCUGGAAAAACCAAAACAUUUCAGUGUAAUGGAAUGGUAGGCCGUUAUGUGAACAUUGUGAUUCCAGGAAGAAGAGAGUAUCUGACACUGUGUGAGGUGGAAGUUUACGGUGAACCUUCAGCUGGUACGAAUAUUGCCAGAGGUGGAAAAGUGACUCAGUCUACACUGUUUGGGAAAGCUGUGCCUGAAAGGGCCAUUGAUGGGAAUCGUGCUAGCAACUGGGGACAAGGAUCCUGUACCCACACACAAAAGAAUCUCAAACCAUGGUGGAGACUGGAUCUCCAGAAGUUGUAUAAAAUCAACACUGUCACCAUCACCAAUAGAAAGGAUUGUUGCCAUGAUAGAAUCAAUGGAGCUGAGAUCCGCAUUGGGAAUUCUCUCAGUGACAACGGCAACGCAAAUCCCAGAUGCACUGUGAUCUCAUCUAUCCCAGCUGGAACAACCAAAACAUUUCAGUGUAACGGAAUGGUAGGCCGUUAUGUGAACAUUGUGAUUCCAGGAAGAAGAGAGUAUCUGACACUGUGUGAGGUGGAAGUUCAUGGUGAACCUACAACUGGUACGAAUAUUGCGAGUGGUGGAAAAGUGACUCAGUCUACACUGUAUGGGAAAGCUGUGCCUGAAAGGGCCAUUGAUGGGAAUCGUGCUAGCAACUGGGGACAGGCAUCCUGUUCCGCCACAAUGAAUAAUCCCAAGCCAUGGUGGAGACUGGACCUCCUGAAGUCGUAUGAAAUCAACACUAUCACAAUCACCAACAGAGGAGAUUGUUGCCCCAAUAGAAUCAAUGGAGCUGAGAUCCGCAUUGGAAAUUCUCUCAGUGACAACGGCAACGCAAAUCCCAGAUGCACUGUGAUCUCAUCUAUCCCAGCUGGAAAAACCAAAACAUUUCAGUGUAACGGAAUGGUAGGCCGUUAUGUGAACAUUGUGAUUCCAGGAAGAAGAGAGUAUCUGACACUGUGUGAGGUGGAAGUUUACGGUGAACCUUCAGCUGGUACGAAUAUUGCGAGUGGUGGAAAAGUGACUCAGUCUACAUUGUAUGGGAAAGCUGUGCCUGAAAGGGCCAUUGAUGGGAAUCGUGCUAGCAACUGGGGACAGGCAUCCUGUUCCGCCACAAUGAAUAAUCCCAAGCCAUGGUGGAGACUGGACCUCCUGAAGUCGUAUGAAAUCAACACUAUCACAAUCACCAACAGAGGAGAUUGUUGCCCCAAUAGAAUCAAUGGAGCUGAGAUCCGCAUUGGAAAUUCUCUCAGUGACAACGGCAACACAAAUCCCAGAUGCACUGUGAUCUCAUCUAUCCCAGCUGGAAAAACCAAAACAUUUCAGUGUAACGGAAUGGUAGGCCGUUAUGUGAACAUUGUGAUUCCAGGAAGAAGAGAGUAUCUGACACUGUGUGAGGUGGAAGUUUACGGUGAACCUUCAGCUGGUACGAAUAUUGCCAGAGGUGGAAAAGUGACUCAGUCUACACUGUUUGGGAAAGCUGUGCCUGAAAGGGCCAUUGAUGGGAAUCGUGCUAGCAACUGGGGACAAGGAUCCUGUACCCACACACAAAAGAAUCUCAAACCAUGGUGGAGACUGGAUCUCCAGAAGUUGUAUAAAAUCAACACUGUCACCAUCACCAAUAGAAAGGAUUGUUGCCAUGAUAGAAUCAAUGGAGCUGAGAUCCGCAUUGGGAAUUCUCUCAGUGACAACGGCAACGCAAAUCCCAGAUGCACUGUGAUCUCAUCUAUCCCAGCUGGAACAACCAAAACAUUUCAGUGUAACGGAAUGGUAGGCCGUUAUGUGAACAUUGUGAUUCCAGGAAGAAGAGAGUAUCUGACACUGUGUGAGGUGGAAGUUCAUGGUGAACCUACAACUGGUACGAAUAUUGCGAGUGGUGGAAAAGUGACUCAGUCUACACUGUAUGGGAAAGCUGUGCCUGAAAGGGCCAUUGAUGGGAAUCGUGCUAGCAACUGGGGACAGGCAUCCUGUUCCGCCACAAUGAAUAAUCCCAAGCCAUGGUGGAGACUGGACCUCCUGAAGUCGUAUGAAAUCAACACUAUCACAAUCACCAACAGAGGAGAUUGUUGCCCCAAUAGAAUCAAUGGAGCUGAGAUCCGCAUUGGAAAUUCUCUCAGUGACAACGGCAACGCAAAUCCCAGAUGCACUGUGAUCUCAUCUAUCCCAGCUGGAAAAACCAAAACAUUUCAGUGUAACGGAAUGGUAGGCCGUUAUGUGAACAUUGUGAUUCCAGGAAGAAGAGAGUAUCUGACACUGUGUGAGGUGGAAGUUUACGGUGAACCUUCAGCUGGUGGUAAACCUCCAACUAUCACUGGUACGAAUAUUGCGAGUGGUGGAAAAGUGACUCAGUCUACAUUGUAUGGGAAAGCUGUGCCUGAAAGGGCCAUUGAUGGGAAUCGUGCUAGCAACUGGGGACAGGCAUCCUGUUCCGCCACAAUGAAUAAUCCCAAGCCAUGGUGGAGACUGGACCUCCUGAAGUCGUAUGAAAUCAACACUAUCACAAUCACCAACAGAGGAGAUUGUUGCCCCAAUAGAAUCAAUGGAGCUGAGAUCCGCAUUGGAAAUUCUCUCAGUGACAACGGCAACACAAAUCCCAGAUGCACUGUGAUCUCAUCUAUCCCAGCUGGAAAAACCAAAACAUUUCAGUGUAACGGAAUGGUAGGCCGUUAUGUGAACAUUGUGAUUCCAGGAAGAAGAGAGUAUCUGACACUGUGUGAGGUGGAAGUUUACGGUGAACCUUCAGCUGGUACGAAUAUUGCCAGAGGUGGAAAAGUGACUCAGUCUACACUGUUUGGGAAAGCUGUGCCUGAAAGGGCCAUUGAUGGGAAUCGUGCUAGCAACUGGGGACAAGGAUCCUGUACCCACACACAAAAGAAUCUCAAACCAUGGUGGAGACUGGAUCUCCAGAAGUUGUAUAAAAUCAACACUGUCACCAUCACCAAUAGAAAGGAUUGUUGCCAUGAUAGAAUCAAUGGAGCUGAGAUCCGCAUUGGGAAUUCUCUCAGUGACAACGGCAACGCAAAUCCCAGAUGCACUGUGAUCUCAUCUAUCCCAGCUGGAACAACCAAAACAUUUCAGUGUAACGGAAUGGUAGGCCGUUAUGUGAACAUUGUGAUUCCAGGAAGAAGAGAGUAUCUGACACUGUGUGAGGUGGAAGUUCAUGGUGAACCUACAACUGGUACGAAUAUUGCGAGUGGUGGAAAAGUGACUCAGUCUACACUGUAUGGGAAAGCUGUGCCUGAAAGGGCCAUUGAUGGGAAUCGUGCUAGCAACUGGGGACAGGCAUCCUGUUCCGCCACAAUGAAUAAUCCCAAGCCAUGGUGGAGACUGGACCUCCUGAAGUCGUAUGAAAUCAACACUAUCACAAUCACCAACAGAGGAGAUUGUUGCCCCAAUAGAAUCAAUGGAGCUGAGAUCCGCAUUGGAAAUUCUCUCAGUGACAACGGCAACGCAAAUCCCAGAUGCACUGUGAUCUCAUCUAUCCCAGCUGGAAAAACCAAAACAUUUCAGUGUAACGGAAUGGUAGGCCGUUAUGUGAACAUUGUGAUUCCAGGAAGAAGAGAGUAUCUGACACUGUGUGAGGUGGAAGUUUACGGUGAACCUUCAGCUGGUACGAAUAUUGCGAGUGAUGGAAAAGUGACUCAGUCUACAUUGUAUGGGAAAGCUGUGCCUGAAAGGGCCAUUGAUGGGAAUCGUGCUAGCAACUGGGGACAGGCAUCCUGUUCCGCCACAAUGAAUAAUCCCAAGCCAUGGUGGAGACUGGACCUCCUGAAGUCGUAUGAAAUCAACACUAUCACAAUCACUAACAGAGGAGAUUGUUGCCCCAAUAGAAUCAAUGGAGCUGAGAUCCGCAUUGGAAAUUCUCUCAGUGACAACGGCAACACAAAUCCCAGAUGCACUGUGAUCUCAUCUAUCCCAGCUGGAAAAACCAAAACAUUUCAGUGUAACGGAAUGGUAGGCCGUUAUGUGAACAUUGUGAUUCCAGGAAGAAGAGAGUAUCUGACACUGUGUGAGGUGGAAGUUUACGGUGAACCUUCAGCUGGUACGAAUAUUGCCAGAGGUGGAAAAGUGACUCAGUCUACACUGUUUGGGAAAGCUGUGCCUGAAAGGGCCAUUGAUGGGAAUCGUGCUAGCAACUGGGGACAAGGAUCCUGUACCCACACACAAAAGAAUCUCAAACCAUGGUGGAGACUGGAUCUCCAGAAGUUGUAUAAAAUCAACACUGUCACCAUCACCAAUAGAAAGGAUUGUUGCCAUGAUAGAAUCAAUGGAGCUGAGAUCCGCAUUGGGAAUUCUCUCAGUGACAACGGCAACGCAAAUCCCAGAUGCACUGUGAUCUCAUCUAUCCUAGCUGGAAAAACCAAAACAUUUCAGUGUAACGGAAUGGUAGGCCGUUAUGUGAACAUUGUGAUUCCAGGAAGAAGAGAGUAUCUGACACUGUGUGAGGUGGAAGUUCAUGGUGAACCUACAACUGGUACGAAUAUUGCCAGAGGUGGAAAAGUGACUCAGUCUACACUGUUUGGGAAAGCUGUGCCUGAAAGGGCCAUUGAUGGGAAUCGUGCUAGCAACUGGGGACAAGGAUCCUGUACCCACACACAAAAGAAUCUCAAACCAUGGUGGAGACUGGAUCUCCAGAAGUUGUAUAAAAUCAACACUGUCACCAUCACCAAUAGAAAGGAUUGUUGCCAUGAUAGAAUCAAUGGAGCUGAGAUCCGCAUUGGGAAUUCUCUCAGUGACAACGGCAACGCAAAUCCCAGAUGCACUGUGAUCUCAUCUAUCCCAGCUGGAACAACCAAAACAUUUCAGUGUAACGGAAUGGUAGGCCGUUAUGUGAACAUUGUGAUUCCAGGAAGAAGAGAGUAUCUGACACUGUGUGAGGUGGAAGUUCAUGGUGAACCUACAACUGGUACGAAUAUUGCGAGUGGUGGAAAAGUGACUCAGUCUACACUGUAUGGGAAAGCUGUGCCUGAAAGGGCCAUUGAUGGGAAUCGUGCUAGCAACUGGGGACAGGCAUCCUGUUCCGCCACAAUGAAUAAUCCCAAGCCAUGGUGGAGACUGGACCUCCUGAAGUCGUAUGAAAUCAACACUAUCACAAUCACCAACAGAGGAGAUUGUUGCCCCAAUAGAAUCAAUGGAGCUGAGAUCCGCAUUGGAAAUUCUCUCAGUGACAACGGCAACGCAAAUCCCAGAUGCACUGUGAUCUCAUCUAUCCCAGCUGGAAAAACCAAAACAUUUCAGUGUAACGGAAUGGUAGGCCGUUAUGUGAACAUUGUGAUUCCAGGAAGAAGAGAGUAUCUGACACUGUGUGAGGUGGAAGUUUACGGUGAACCUUCAGCUGGUACGAAUAUUGCGAGUGGUGGAAAAGUGACUCAGUCUACAUUGUAUGGGAAAGCUGUGCCUGAAAGGGCCAUUGAUGGGAAUCGUGCUAGCAACUGGGGACAGGCAUCCUGUUCCGCCACAAUGAAUAAUCCCAAGCCAUGGUGGAGACUGGACCUCCUGAAGUCGUAUGAAAUCAACACUAUCACAAUCACCAACAGAGGAGAUUGUUGCCCCAAUAGAAUCAAUGGAGCUGAGAUCCGCAUUGGAAAUUCUCUCAGUGACAACGGCAACGCAAAUCCCAGAUGCACUGUGAUCUCAUCUAUCCCAGCUGGAAAAACCAAAACAUUUCAGUGUAACGGAAUGGUAGGCCGUUAUGUGAACAUUGUGAUUCCAGGAAGAAGAGAGUAUCUGACACUGUGUGAGGUGGAAGUUUACGGUGAACCUUCAGCUGGUACGAAUAUUGCCAGAGGUGGAAAAGUGACUCAGUCUACACUGUAUGGGAAAGCUGUGCCUGAAAGGGCCAUUGAUGGGAAUCGUGCUAGCAACUGGGGACAAGGAUCCUGUACCCACACACAAAAGAAUCUCAAACCAUGGUGGAGACUGGAUCUCCAGAAGUUGUAUAAAAUCAACACUGUCACCAUCACCAAUAGAAAGGAUUGUUGCCAUGAUAGAAUCAAUGGAGCUGAGAUCCGCAUUGGGAAUUCUCUCAGUGACAACGGCAACACAAAUCCCAGAUGCACUGUGAUCUCAUCUAUCCCAGCUGGAAAAACCAAAACAUUUCAGUGUAACGGAAUGGUAGGCCGUUAUGUGAACAUUGUGAUUCCAGGAAGAAGAGAGUAUCUGACACUGUGUGAGGUGGAAGUUCAUGGUGAACCUACAGCCUAUACAAAUAUUGCUGUGUUUGGAAAAGCAACUCAGUCCUCACUGCAUGGAAACGCUUUGCCUGAAAGGGCCAUUGAUGGGAAUCGUGCUAACAACUGGGGACAAGGAUCCUGUACCCACACACAAAAGAAUCUCAAACCAUGGUGGAGACUGGAUCUCCAGAAGUUGUAUAAAAUCAACACUGUCACCAUCACCAAUAGAAAGGAUUGUUGCCAUGAUAGAAUCAAUGGAGCUGAGAUCCGCAUUGGGAAUUCUCUCAGUGACAACGGCAACGCAAAUCCCAGAUGCACUGUGAUCUCAUCUAUCCCAGCUGGAACAACCAAAACAUUUCAGUGUAACGGAAUGGUAGGCCGUUAUGUGAACAUUGUGAUUCCAGGAAGAAGAGAGUAUCUGACACUGUGUGAGGUGGAAGUUCAUGGUGAACCUACAGCCUAUACAAAUAUUGCUGUGUUUGGAAAAGCAACUCAGUCCUCACUGCAUGGAAACGCUUUGCCUGAAAGGGCCAUUGAUGGGAAUCGUGCUAGCAACUGGGGACAAGGAUCCUGUACCCACACACAAAAGAAUCUCAAACCAUGGUGGAGACUGGAUCUCCAGAAGUUGUAUAAAAUCAACACUAUCACCAUCACCAAUAGAAAGGAUUGUUGCCAUAAUAGAAUCAAUGGAGCUGAGAUCCGCAUUGGAAAUUCUCUCUGUGAAAAUGGCAAUGCAAAUCCCAGAUGCACUGUGAUCUCAUCUAUCCCAGCUGGAACAACCAAAACAUUUCAGUGUAACGGAAUGGUAGGCCGUUAUGUGAACAUUGUGAUUCCAGGAAGAAGAGAGUAUCUGACACUGUGUGAGGUGGAAGUUUACGGUGAACCUUCAGCUGGUACGAAUAUUGCCAGAGGUGGAAAAGUGACUCAGUCUACACUGUAUGGGAAAGCUGUGCCUGAAAGGGCCAUUGAUGGAAAUCGUGCUAGCAACUGGGGACAAGGAUCCUGUACCCACACACAAAAGAAUCUCAAACCAUGGUGGAGACUGGAUCUCCAGAAGUCGUAUAAAAUCAACACUGUCACCAUCACCAAUAGAAAGGAUUGUUGCCAUGAUAGAAUCAAUGGAGCUGAGAUCCGCAUUGGGAAUUCUCUCAGUGACAACGGCAACGCAAAUCCCAGAUGCACUGUGAUCUCAUCUAUCCCAGCUGGAAAAACAAAAACAUUUCAGUGUAACGGAAUGGUAGGCCGUUAUGUGAACAUUGUGAUUCCAGGAAGAAGAGAGUAUCUGACACUGUGUGAGGUGGAAGUUUAUGGUGAACCUUCAGCUGGUGGUAAACCUCCAACUAUCACUGGUGAGUUGUACCGUAUAAAAUGUUGUGUAGAUGCCUAUGAGCAGAUGAUCGAACAAAAGGUUUAA